AAGCGCUUGACUGACUAUUUUAUAAUUUCCGAUGUCAACACCGAGAGACAGACGAGAGCUAAUCAGGGCAAAAUUACCCCCUUAUGAGCAUCCCCCUCCAUGGAUCCCUCCACACGAGAGGGAAAACAAUCCUGAAUAUAACAGUGAUAUAAGGCAGUUUCUUCCAAGAUCCCUGAAAUUACAAAGAUCAAAGGCAACAGAACAGCUUGGUUUCAACAUUCGUGGAGGACAAGAACAUCAUUGUGGAAUAUUUGUAUCCAAGGUGAUGCCAAACAGUGAAGCAGAACUUUUAGGAUUGAGGGAAGGUGAUCAGAUCUUAGCUGUGAACCAUAUAAACUUUGAAAACAUUAAUCACUCAGAAGCUGUUGGUGUACUGAAGUCUAAUACCUCCAUAGAUAUGAUUGUCAGUGAUUUUCCCUAUGGUUAUGACAGAACAUAUGAUAAAACAAAAUCAUUAGCAUCAAGUCAUCAACAGUCACCAAGAAGAUAGCAUUUUACUAUGUUGGAGAUUUAUGUGUGGAUGAAGACAUGUAGAACAUAAGUGAUGUAGUCAUUACGGUUGUGAAUUUAGCAAAUGAACUUCCAUAAAGAGAACUGUCGUUAAAAAUUUGCAUUCAUUUCAUAUAUUUCUGAAAGCAGGAUUUGCAAACUUUUUAAACUGGUUUUAAUUGCCCUUUUGAGAUCAUGAAGAUAUUGACAUCACAUGGUUUACAACUGUUUUUUUGGUUUUAUUUUAGAAAAUUCUCUUUUCCGAAAUUCUCGAGUUGGUGGCAUCUAUUCUUGGCCUUAUAUUUACAUAUAAGUCAUUACAGUACACAUAAACAAAUCAUUAGCAUCAACCAUCAUAAAAUUGGUAUUUCAUAUAUAUUUUGGUAGGUUAUUACACUUUCAUUCUUUGUUAUUUAUUAGUAAAUUACCUGAAAAACUAACCAAAGUACCCAUUUGAUAUCAUUGUACAUUCCAGAUCAUGAAAAUAUAUUUAAAGUAGCACAAACUCGCCAGUUCAUGAUAAAUAUGUGAAUGUUGCAUUUAUGAAUAAAAUAUAUUGCAAUUAA
This is a messenger RNA of Mytilus trossulus (common blue mussel), 1055 nucleotides long. Its product is annotated as PDZ domain-containing protein 11-like. Gene Ontology annotation, molecular function: protein binding. The record is from RefSeq and is a predicted model, not a curated record. The coding region runs from base 32 to 490 and encodes 152 amino acids. The transcript is spliced from 7 exons. Lineage: Eukaryota; Metazoa; Mollusca; Bivalvia; Mytilida; Mytilidae. Gene Ontology annotation, cellular component: plasma membrane.